UUUCACUAACUCACUCUCUUCCGGACCACCACGCACGACACGAGCACGAUGGCCAGCACUUCCAGACCCAGGCGACUCGCGGAGCCCCGAUCCGGAGGCAAAAUGGUCCGCCUCAGGCGAAGUGCUGCUAACAGGACUCCUUACGACCGCCCAGCCUUAUCCCCAAAUCCGACACCUCAAAACCCUAAUUGGCUCUCCAAAUUUAUUUACUCCCCUACUCGCUUAAUUGCCACCGGCGCCGGAAAACUCCUUUCCUCCGUCUUCACCGGCGAAUCCUCCGCUUCAUCUUCCUCUUCUUCAGAGGAUGACAGUGAUGAUAGUGAUAAUGAAAUAUCUUCUCAGACAACUGACUCAAUCAAAAAGAAACGAGCUCUAGAAGUUAUUCAGCACCCGAGUGAACCCCAAUAUCUAGUGGAGAAGAGUGAAACAAAGUAUCUAAUAGAGCGGCUUAUCAUGCAGGUGACAUUUUCCAGGGAAGAGUUCAAUAGACUGAAAAGUAUUAUUAAGUCAAGAGUUGUAGAUAGCCCCAUCUUUGGAGAUGCAGAGGAUAGAAGAUUAAGUGAUCUGUCCAAUAGAACAGCUGUCAAUGAUGUCGACAUGCCAGAUCUCUGCAAUGCAGCUGUUUCAGAGGCAAAAAAGUGGUUAGAGGAGAAGAAAUUGGGUUCAAAUUCAAAGUCUGAUUUGGAACUUGGAACCUGCACUUUGAACUCUGCUAUGUUGCCUCAUGGCUCUGAGGUAAAAUGGGAUUCUCCUGCCUCUGGUUCAUGGGAUAUCACAGAGGAGUUACGAAAAUUUGUCCCUGCACUUACUUCAGAGAAUAGAAGUGCCGUUAAGUCCACAGUGGCUGACAAGGUAGAAGCUACCACGAUAGACAAAGUACUCAAUUCUACAAAAUCAGUAGAUGCAUCUUUAAACUUGGUCACAGGAGUAACUACUUCAUAUGGCUUACCAGUUUCACAGGUGACUCAAGACUUGUUACAAAGUGAACCUUUGCCACCAAAUCAAGCUAGUUUUUUUUCUGAACAAAACAAGCUUCACACGAAGGACUUGGAAGAUGUCCAAACCAUUGAGGCAACUAGAGAAGGGAGACCAAGCUCUGAACAGAGGCUUCAACCACCGGAAGAGUUCAACAUUGUAUUACAAAGCUUCAAAGUACAUAAGUUAGUUUUAGUGGUUUUGAAAUUAAUCCUGCAUAUCUAUACUCUAGUGUUUGGCAAGGUUAAUUGUCAUUUCUCUUCUGUAAUUUUAUGUCUCUGCAUAUGUCUUAGUGAUGCUGGUACUGCCAAUGUUGAUGGCAUUAAGGAUACAAAUGGGACUACACAACUUUGUGACUCUAAAAUAAGUGGAAAUGCUCAAGAUGCAGGAUUACAUGACCAAAACUGUUCAGCAUCAAAAGAGAUUGCUGGAAAAGGUGGCUCAUUUACUCCUAAUGGUUUCCCUCCUUCAGGAUCUUGUUUGUCCACUGGACAGGAUAGAGAACAAAACGACCAGCCAUCUGAUGCGAAACAGAAUCCAGUUGGUUCAGGCCAUGACAAAGUUACUCCUGGUGUUCCCAGGGGGGAGACCUGUGCAUUUUUGAGUGAAGCUUCGGUUGAAGUACCAGUUACAUGUGAAAUCAAUAGCACUAACACUGGCUCUGAAAACAGUUCUAGCAUGCCGAGUGAAGAGUUUAUCACGGGACGUGACUAGGAGUUCAAAGCGCAAUGCAGCAGGCAAGACAAGUGAUCCACGGAGAAGCAACCGGCCAGGAAACUAACCAGAUACAAUAGAAAGGCGGGGUCGGCGUAAACAAGAUGAAUUGCGUUUUUGUACUUAUUGUAAAAUGUGCAGAGAAAAAGAUCACUGUCACAAUUAGGCAUUUGUAAGUUUGUAGUGAAGUUUGAAAUUUUAUGGGUUUAAUUCUGAGUUAGGGUUUCUUCUUUUUCUUUUCCUUUGAUUGUAUUUACUAGUCGACUCAGGAAUUUAUAGAUCUUAAAGUUCAAGGCUAGAAAGUGGUUU
Molecule: messenger RNA, 1998 nt
Organism: Pistacia vera
Lineage: Eukaryota; Viridiplantae; Streptophyta; Magnoliopsida; Sapindales; Anacardiaceae
Product: protein KAKU4
Exons: 14
Coding region: 49-1689 (546 amino acids)
Biological process (GO): nuclear membrane organization
Cellular component (GO): nuclear envelope
Source: RefSeq, a predicted model, not a curated record